Acanthosepion pharaonis is the source of this 810-nucleotide messenger RNA. NCBI's taxonomy places the organism in Eukaryota, Metazoa, Mollusca, Cephalopoda, Sepiida, Sepiidae. The record is from the annotation of a GenBank genome assembly.
AUGAGUUUUCACCCUCCUAACGUACCCACUUCUCUCUUUUUCGUCUCCCUACUUAUUUUCACUUCUCCUUCAUCUGCUCCACGUAAGAAAAAUACUUUUCUCUUUCUUUUUUUUCUUCUGUGGUGCUCGAUUUCAUGUCCAUUCUUUAUUUCUUUUUUAAUUUUUUUUCUUUCAUUCUUUCGUUCUUUCCUUUCUUUCUUUCUUUCUUUCAUUCUUUCUAUUUCAUUCCUUUUUUUUUUCUUUUGUCAUCUUCUCUCUUUCUGUUUUUAUUUCAUUUUUAACAUUAUUUCUUUCAUUCUUUCGUUCUUUCCUUUCUUUCUUUCUUUUCUUUUUUUCUUUCUUUCUAUUUAUAUCUUUCUUUUCUUUCUUUCCUUUUUCUUUUUUCUUUCUUUCUUUCUUCUUUCUUUCAUUUAUCUAAAUAUAUUUUAUCUUUCUUUUCUUUAUUUUCUUUCUUCUUUCUUUCAUUUAUCUAACUAUAUUUUUCUUUCUUUUCUUUCUUUUCUUCCUUUGUUUCUUUUCUUUUUCUUUCUUUUCUUUCUUUCUUUCCUUUCUUUCUUUUCUUUUUUCUUUCUUUCUGUUUUCUUUCGUUCUUUCUUUUAUUUAUCGAAAUAUAUUACUUUAUUUCCUUUUUAUCUUUCUAUCUUUCUUUUUUUAUUUUCUUUCUUUCCUUUCUUUCUUUAUUUUUCUUUCUUUCUUCUUUCUUUCCUUUAUUUAUCGAAAUAUAUUUCUGUAUUUCCUUUUUAUCUUUCUUUCUUUCUUUUCUUCCUUUCUUUUUCUUUCUUUCUAUCUUUCCGUUCUUUAUUUAUCUAA